Exserohilum turcica Et28A is the source of this 1362-nucleotide messenger RNA. RefSeq lists its product as uncharacterized. Bases 1 to 1362 code for a protein of 453 amino acids. Gene Ontology annotation, molecular function: RNA polymerase I core promoter sequence-specific DNA binding. Lineage: Eukaryota; Fungi; Ascomycota; Dothideomycetes; Pleosporales; Pleosporaceae. Gene Ontology annotation, cellular component: RNA polymerase I core factor complex; RNA polymerase transcription factor SL1 complex. The record is from RefSeq and is a predicted model, not a curated record. Gene Ontology annotation, biological process: RNA polymerase I preinitiation complex assembly; nucleolar large rRNA transcription by RNA polymerase I. The transcript is spliced from 2 exons.
AUGGCCACAAAAGGUCCCGUGUGUGGCGUCGAAAACUGCCGGUCUAGACGCUACGAAGAAGGCGACGAUGGCCGCCUCUAUUGCCAGAACGGACACCAACAGGCUGCUGUUGUGCGUGGGGAGGACGAUGACGACUAUAUAUCAGCCGCCCGGACAGUCACGCGGAAAAAGAAGACAGCGGAGGAGGAGGACAAGACAUCAGACAAGAUCUUCAAGGGACCGCAGGCGUUUGACCUCUACUUGAAGUGCCUGCAACUCGUACUACGCCAUCAACUAUGGUUUUUGGUGCGCGACAAGGGGCUGCCUGCCGAGCUCGAGGCUCUCGUCUACGAUCUUUGGUCACUACGUAUCGCUCAACUUGAAGACAAGAUUGCGUCCAACGAGGACCCGUCUUCAAAUCCACAGUCUCAGUCACAAGUUUUCAACACCCUGGAAAGCGGAGAUGACGCUACAGACACCGAAAAAGGUCAUGUCAGCAGCAUGAUGAGGAAAAGAGACAGGAGAUUAUCCACCGCACCCAAUCUCAACGACUGUGUCUUGCUGUGCUACCUUGGCAUCACGACACUAAGAUUGCCCUUUACACCAGGAGAUCUUUACGCCUGGGUCGCUGAUGGCAAGUUGGCUUAUUGCAGGGCUAUCAAGUUACUACCACUUGCUAUGAGAGACCGGCUGCCACCGACCUACCGCGCCAAUCUCGAUCCGAUUGCUCCGCUUACCUAUACACGCUUCUACAGAACACUGACAGAUUUGCAAACAAGCUAUGAUGCAGACCACGGUAUCUUGUGGCCACCUCUAAAUUUCUCGCUACUUUCAUAUCGCUACCUGAGAGAGCUCGCGUUGCCAUUGGAGUUGUACGCAGCAACAAAGCGACUGGGAGACCUGCUAGGCUAUGACUUUGCUCCGCACUAUGAAGGAAAGAAACGGUUAGGCAUACGCCAUCUUCCCGAAGCGCAACUAGUCAGUUGUAUUAUUGUCUGCAUCAAGAUUCUUUAUCCAUUCGACCAAGAACAGCGGCAAUGGGGGCUGUCGACACAGCACACUAUGACAGCGAUGAACUGGGAUGUAUGGUGCAAAGAAAUGCGUCUACCUUUACAUCAUGAAUUCGACGUCGUCAAAGCAGUUCAUAGUGCCAUGGAGCCAGUGCCAAACGUAGCAGAUGAAGACGGGCAAACUUUAAGAGCUGGACAGGCGUAUCCACGAUGGAGGACACGAGGCGAGCUCCCCGAGGCAGCAAGAUUACUAUUUGAAAAGGCCAGGAGACUGGCAGGGCUAUCAAUGAACAUGUUGAUACUAGCAGUGGGAUUUACCGAGGCGAGAAUCGAGCAGUGGAAAAGGUUGCAGAGACAGACAACUGACGGAUAG